Brienomyrus brachyistius is the source of this 1024-nucleotide messenger RNA. RefSeq lists its product as uncharacterized. NCBI's taxonomy places the organism in Eukaryota, Metazoa, Chordata, Actinopteri, Osteoglossiformes, Mormyridae. Bases 119 to 487 code for a protein of 122 amino acids. The transcript has 2 exons. The record is from RefSeq and is a predicted model, not a curated record. Gene Ontology annotation, cellular component: intracellular membrane-bounded organelle.
ACAGAAAUAAUGACGUUGCGCGUGUGCGAGGCAGGAAGUCAUGCUGUCUACGCAACUGAUAAAAACCAGCACUUUAACCUUGAAUGAAAAACAUGCAUAAGACGGCGAUCUGAAAAGCAUGUCAGCUGUCAGCCUAGCGGUGAAAGAGCGGCGAGCGUCGCAUCUUAAACGGGGGAGCGGGCUGAACGUGCAGUCGUCGCAUUACGCGGUGACAAACUCUUCGGAUCAAUCUGAGCAGGCAGACGUGAGAUGGAGCCGGGAGACGCGUCAGCUCACACCGCUGGAUGACUGCGAGCGGCUCGGGACGCUGUUCGGACAGGUGAACAAGUGCCUGCGGGGGGUGGGCUUCUGCCAGCUGUACUUCGGGGACAAGAUCGUGGAGCCCGUGGUGGUGGUCCUCUUCUGGGUGAUGCUGUGGUUCCUCGGCAUCCAGGCUCUGGGCCUGGUUGGAGCUCUGUGCAUCGUCAUCAUCUACAUCCAGAAGUGAUGCCUCGUUGGUUGGUGGGCAGUGCUCCUUCCAUCAGCCGCAGGUUCUUCACACUACCUGGCCUUCAGCAGACCAGUGGACACAUCAAAAGUGCCUUGCAUGGAGUUUUAUACGACACAUUUAUGCACGGCGUUUGGUAGCAGUGAUUUUUGUUUUCUUUUUGUAGUCAUUCAAAGCUUUUAAAAAUGUAUUUUUUUGAACAUAUGUAUUUUCGUAAUAUUGAAAAAUUACAGAAAUGACUGAUGGUGAAACCACAGUGUAGGAAGUACUCUGCUGGGUAAAUGAAACCUUAGACACUUCAGCACUUCUUGUCAGUAUUAGAGACCUGAUUGAAUGACUCUUACACAGUCUGCUAAGAACUAUGACUUCACUGUUUUUCAGCAUGCAACAGAUCUUCAACCCAGAUACAAUUUACAUGUCUGCAAGUUUAGACUCGGGUUAACCUGGGCACUUUACUGUGGUAAUCCUUACCAGGCGUUGUUUACUAUAUGCAUCACACUUUAAUUUCUCUUUAAUCUUUAAAUGCCAUAGAGUUGA